GGGGCUUGACAUGACUACUUCCUGCACACACAGCAGGAUCAGCUCCUCUCCCUCCCUCCAUCCAUCAGUGAACCGUUAGCAGAGCAGCUAGCAGCUCUCCAGGCCCAGCGGCCGGCCGGUGCAUCCUCAGCCUCCAGCCAUGGCGUUGGUUACACUGCAGCGGUCCCCGACCCCGAGUGCCGCAUCCACCGCCAGCACAGCAACGACAGCCGCGGGGGAGGAUUUUGGGAGUGAAGAUGAACGGCGAAUAAAUCAGAGCCUGAGCGAGAGCUUCUUCAUGGUGAAGGGUGCUGCCCUCUUCCUGCAGCAGGGGAGCAGCCAACAGGGCCAGAAAGCACAUCCGCCCCACAAACAUGCAGGCGACUUACCUCAACACCUGCAGGUGAUGAUAAACAUUCUUCGCUCAGAGGACAGAAUCAAACUGGCGGUGCGGCUCGAGAGUGCAUGGUCAGAUCGUGUGCGUUACAUGGUGGUGGUGUAUACCAGUGGACGACAAGACACAGAGGAGAACAUCCUACUGGGAAUCGACUUUACCAGCAAAGACUGCAAAAGCUGUUCGAUAGGCAUGGUGCUACCUCUGUGGAGUGACACAAAGAUCCAUCUGGAUGGAGAUGGGGGCUUUACUGUGAACACAGCGGGUCGGACUCAUGUCUUCAAACCCGUGUCGGUGCAGGCUAUGUGGUCAGCCCUGCAGGUGCUGCACAAGGUAUGUGAGGUGUCGCGCAGGUAUAACUACUUCCCUGGAGGCAUGGCUCUCACCUGGAUGGGCUACUAUGAGAGCUGCAUCGCCUCAGACCAGAGCUGCAUCAACGAGUGGAAUGCUAUGAAGGACUUGGAGACUACCCGGCCAGACUCACCCACCAUGUUUGUUGACAAGCCGUCAGAGAGAGAGAGGACAGAGUGCCUUAUCAAAGCCAAACUCAGAAGCAUCAUGACGUGCCAGGACCUGGAGAACGUCACCUGCAAACAGAUUCGUACAGAGGUGGAACAACACAUGAGCUGUAACCUGAAGGAGUACAAGGAGUUCAUUGAUAAUGAAAUGCUGCUGAUCCUGGGCCAGAUGGACAAAGCCACUCUCAUCUUUGACCACGUAUACCUGGGAUCAGAAUGGAAUGCAUCUAAUUUGGAGGAGCUGCAGGAGACGGGGGUGGGCUAUAUCCUCAACGUUACCCGGGAGAUAGACAACUUCUUUCCAGGCACAUUCAAUUAUCACAACAUACGUGUCUAUGACGAAGACGCCACAGACCUCCUGGCUCACUGGAACGACACGUACAACUUCAUUGUUAAAGCAAAAAAGAACUGCUCCAAGUGUCUAGUUCACUGCAAGAUGGGUGUCAGUCGAUCUGCUUCCACUGUCAUUGCUUACGCCAUGAAGGAGUUUGGCUGGUCGCUGGAGAAGGCGUAUAACUUUGUCAAGCAAAAGAGGAGCAUCACACGACCCAAUGCUGGCUUUAUGAGACAGCUGGCUGAAUAUGAGGGCAUCCUGGACGCAAGUAAACAGCGUCACAACAAGCUUUGGCAUCCAGAUGCAGACUGCGAGAUGGCUGAGGGGCAGCAGGGGUUGCAGUGUUGUGGUGGAGAGGAGGGAAGUCACCUGACUCCCGAGCCAGGGAUGUCUCCUUGCUGUGAGGAGGCGCUCUCAGAUAAGGGAGCCGCCUGUCCCUCCCCCCGCAGGGCUGUUGCGCUGGAGAUCGACCCCGCCUACAACAAUUACUAUUUCCGCCGGCUCUCUGACUCUGCACUGGACAGUGAACCAUCAACUCCUGUGCGCGGCCCUCCCCUCGUCGGCAUGGAGAAAGUCUUCAUUGAAAUCGAUGACGUGGAGCGGGACGCUCUGCUGGAUGACGAGGCUUUCGAUGGACGCGAAGGCCUCCCUCUCCCCCACUUUGGGCCAACAGCUGAAGGAACUGCUGCCCAGACAAGCUCUCGGGGACCUGAGCCUCUUGAAGAGCUGCGUCUGAGGCUUGAGUUCAGCACAGUGGAAGAGGAGGAUGAGGAGGAGGUGCAAAAGGAGGAGGCAGAGAUGGAGGUACUCAUGCAACCAGAUGAUGGAGGGGGUGGGGGAGCAGGCGGAGGAGAGGAAACGCAAGAUGUUGAGGUGGAGGGGGAUGCAGAUGGCAAUGGGAUGGACCUGGCAACCCUAAAUGAAAAUUCCAACAAUAACAACCAUAUGAUCACUCCAAUUAACCUUAAUGAAACCGCUGACUCUGCCCCUCCUUCCAGGGCCAAGCAAAAAGAAGACUGUCCACCCAUUGUCUCUAAGCUUUGCCUUAACUCCAGUCCUUCUGAAGUCCUAAGUGCUUCGUACCCACUGCCCCAUUCUUCUUCUAAAUGCCUAAAGUCUUCAGUUGUAGUGCUGCACCCCUGUGGCCCUCUUUGUGACUGUGCCAACUGUGCUGUCUCCUCUCCUAAAGCUCCACUUGACAGAGACAUGCAGCCAGUAGACCCACCGCAUUUAAUGGAGCUGAAGGACGAUGGUGAUUUAGUCAAAGUAAAGACUGAUAGUCAAAGUAGUCAAUCUGCUGCUGCUGCCUCUGAGGCUGUCCCUGAGCUAGUGAGCAUGGAUGCAGAGGAGGAGAAACAAGGUGUGGCUUGUUACAUUGGCCAACAACAGGAGACCCUUUCUCAGCUGCAGCGGUCUGGGCUGGUCCGCCGCCGUGCAGAGAGACUAGAGAGACUUUCAGGUUUAUCCCAGGAGAGCCUGCACUUUCUGAAGCCUUUGCACGCAUGCCAAAAGAACAGCCCCUUUCACCCUGAGGAGGAAGAGGAGUUCCCCAGCAUUACCGGAGACUUCCCCAAAUCUUCCACUCCAUGCCAAGUGCGGUUAGAGCCUCUGGUGGUGCCACUGACCAAUGAAGCCUUGUUGGGGGUGGUGGGCUCGGGGUUGCUCACACCCACCACCUCACCUCAUGGCUCGACACUGACACGCAGCUCCAGCAGCGACAGCCUGCGUAGCGUCAGGGGGAAACCUGGCCUUGUGCGUCAGAGGGCGCAGGAGAUUGAGACCCGCAUGCGUCUGGCGGGCCUUACCAUUCCCUCAAGGCUGAAGCGGUCCAACUCGCUGGCCAAGUUGGGCAGCCUCAACUUCUCCUCGGAGGACCUGUAUUCAGCCUGCUCCUCAGACGCGGGAACGCUGCUGCUCCUCUCGCUGUCACCAGAGCCAGACCCGGGCCAAGACUGGGACUCCCCCAACCCAUUUGCUGCACCCCGGCCCUGCAAGGACCUGCACACUCCAGAGAGAAUGCUACCAGGUGAGCCCAGAAGCUGACACACCAAGGGGAGGUUGUGUAAACUCUACCCUUCCCUUCAUCCGUCAUCCUGUGGGGCUGGAGAAUCUAAUGAAACAAGAGAAAACAUAUAAACAAUGCCAAUCGUUGUUCUAAGGAGUGCACUCUCUCCUUUGCCACAUUGUUCUUUAAACUGCUGUUCACAGUGAUGAUAGUCAUAUUGCUGUAUCUGUGUAAGCCAUCAGUUCACCUCUAACUUGGUUUGAUUCAUGGACAAACAAGUGCCUUACCUAUGAGACCAGAGGCACAGAGCUGUGGUAGACUGCAGGAUGAGACGGUACAAGACCCUCUAUAACCUUUAACUUCACAGCCAGUAGAACCUGAUAUGUACCAAACUAUGGUAUUCGUGGGCACUUAGAUUAUUUUUACCUGCCUGGUCCAAAGUGGUAGUCUACAUGGAUGAACUUGAGUCCUUCAAUGGAGCGUUGACAGAGAGCAAAGUGUUAAUAAUAUACUGUAUGUAGAAUUGUUAACCACACAGUCCUGGUUCUAGAUGCUAGAGGGUUGUAAAUUGAAUGGUUACCUCAUGUUGCAUUCAUGGAGCUCUUUCCCAGAUGAACACAUGGCUAGACUUAAGUUUACUUCAUUCAAGGAAAUCAGUUUUGAACUCACUUUAAUGUGGAAGUGUGUGUUUAUGCAUUAAUGCGUAACUUUAUGUGAGUUUGCGAGUGAGUGAAUGGGAUGAAAUAAAGAGAGGAGGUUGUUACUUUGUUAAGCCUGAGGCUUGCUCACUGUUUUCAACAAACAGAACAAAACAUUUCUGAGUUUGUUCUUACUUUGCACUGUUUUUUAUUGAGUGAAUACUGGUACACACAAGCUAUCUUCCAAAAUAACAUUAGUGUAAUGUUAUUGACCUCAUCAUUCCCUACUGUGUUGCUGGGAGAGCAGAGUGAGGAGUCAUGCUGCAUGGCUUGAAAUCAUAAUACAAAUGCCUAGUGUGACAGAAACUGAGGAUUUAAUGGCACUCAAGUCGUGUAAUAUAAGUGACGAUUUUUUUUUCCCAUGUUUAUGAUAUGAAAUCAAAAUAUUCAACAUUUUACUUCCAGAACUUCUUGAUCUUAAAAAUAGCUCAUCCUGGACGGUUGCCAAUGUGUUAAACUCAUUUGUGCUUUUUAAAAUGUGAAAGACCAAAGUUUCUUGGCUGUCUUGACAAAUUGGAAACACCAUUGAAGCUGUACAAAAUGUGUGAACCAUAAUUUCAAUCAUGUUAGUAUUUAAAGAAAUGCUGUCACAUCUUUUUUGCACCUUUUGGGAGAAACUAGAGCGACUCAGUGAAGUCAUCAGGCUCAUAGCUGUUAAGCUUUUUAUGCUCAUAUCAUCGGUGAGUUCUAAAGCUUCCUGUCACGCCUUCGUGACAACGAUCACAACAGGUUACUUCACUGUAUGUAACCUUUUUCUUUUUAUAUUUAAGUAUGCAGUAACUUUUGUACUGUACAUUGCUGUAGUUUGAAUGCAUAUUGCACUUUUUAUGUUGAUCAAAACAAUGUACUGUAUGUGUUCAUUAUGGAAAUAAACAUUUCUUUUACAUAAGA
Molecule: messenger RNA, 4819 nt
Organism: Notolabrus celidotus (New Zealand spotty)
Lineage: Eukaryota; Metazoa; Chordata; Actinopteri; Labriformes; Labridae
Gene: ssh1a
Product: slingshot protein phosphatase 1a
Exons: 15
Coding region: 140-3268 (1042 amino acids)
Biological process (GO): negative regulation of actin filament polymerization; actin cytoskeleton organization; protein dephosphorylation
Cellular component (GO): cytoplasm
Molecular function (GO): protein tyrosine/serine/threonine phosphatase activity; actin binding
Source: RefSeq, a predicted model, not a curated record